Messenger RNA from Rhizopus microsporus ATCC 52813, 1329 nucleotides. Its product is annotated as GPI mannosyltransferase 1. NCBI's taxonomy places the organism in Eukaryota, Fungi, Mucoromycota, Mucoromycetes, Mucorales, Rhizopodaceae. Gene Ontology annotation, molecular function: alpha-1,4-mannosyltransferase activity; GPI mannosyltransferase activity. The transcript is spliced from 4 exons. Bases 1 to 1329 code for a protein of 442 amino acids. Gene Ontology annotation, cellular component: membrane; glycosylphosphatidylinositol-mannosyltransferase I complex. Gene Ontology annotation, biological process: GPI anchor biosynthetic process. The record is from RefSeq and is a predicted model, not a curated record.
AUGAAGACAUUGACAUUCAACAAGAUCUGUCUACUUGCCUUUUUGCUUCGAGCGUGUUUGCUUGUCUAUGGUGAAUUCCAAGAUGCCUACAUGACUGUCAAAUAUACAGAUAUAGAUUAUGUUGUCUUUACUGAUGCAGCACGUUUCAUCACUCAGGGACAAUCGCCUUAUGCGCGUGAAACCUAUCGAUACACCCCCUUACUUGCCAUCCUACUGACGCCCAAUAUUUAUCUUUUUCGAUCUUUUGGCAAAUGUCUCUUUGUAGCUGCUGAUCUCAUUGUAGGCUACUUGAUUCACCGCAUCCUUCUUCUUCGAGGUAUGCCUUCCAAACGCGCACUCUUCUUUGACGAGCUUUGGUUACUGAAUCCUAUCGUUGCUAAUAUUUCAACUCGCGGAAAUGCCGAAAGUUUGCUCGGCUGCAUGGUCCUUGGUACACUCUAUCUCAUGCUCCAAAAAAGGACACACUUUUAUGGCGCCUGUGCCCUCUUUGGCCUCUCGGUUCAUUUCAAGAUAUACCCAGUUAUCUAUGCCAUUCCUCUCUUGGCCUUACUGGAUGAGCACGAUACAGUGCCUUUGCCUCGUAUCAUGCAAGAGUACCAAGUCAUAAGGUAUCGAUGCAUGUAUGCGCUCAGGCAAAUGCCAAACCCACUCUUCACCUUCCUCCACCAUCUUCUCUCCUUCCUUUCACCCAUUCGUAUCCUCUUUGCCAUUACUAGCGCAGGUACCUUCUUCAUCCUGACUGGUCUCAUGUAUCAAAGAUACGGGCACGAGUUCUUGGAACACACUUAUCUCUACCAUGUCACCAGAGAAGAUCACCGUCAUAACUUUUCGAUUUGGUUUUAUCCUCUUUAUUUAGGUAUAGAUCAUAAGAGUCCAUGGAUGGGAUUGAUUGCGUUUAUACCACAGUUAACACUUGUCACUGCUAUUGGUAUCGCGUUUGGAAAAGAUAUUUUCUUUGCAUGUUUCCUUCAAACCUUUUUGUUUGUCACAUAUAACAAAGUGAUUACAUCUCAGUACUUUAUGUGGUAUAUUUGCUUAUUUCCACUUAUUUUACCAUCUACCAAGAUUCAUUUGAAAUGGAAAGGAAUUAUUCUAUCAGCUGCAUGGAUAGCAGGACAGGCUAUUUGGUUAAACUAUGCAUAUCAACUUGAAUUCUUGGCUCAGCACACAUUCUUUCAACUGUGGCUGUCAGGAAGCUUAUUUUUCAUAAUCAACGCUUGGGUCAUGACUGAACUCAUUAUGAAUCAUCAAUAUGAAACAAUAUUUAAUACGAGUGAUAAGGUGCGAUGGGUUUGGGGAAUGGGUGAUCCAGGAUCCAAGCGGCUUUAG